UCCGCUUCUGGACAGACUUCACGGACAUCAUGGCUUCUUUAGGAAGGCUCUCCGGAAUUCUUCGCCGUUCAUUGCCCAUUCGCGGGAGACUUUUUUCCGCAGCUGCAGAGCAAGAGCAUGCCGGGGCAGUUCGUACCUGGAAGAUCCUGAGCUACGUUGUUGCUUUGCCCGGGGUGGCAGUUUGUAUGUUGAAUGUCUACUUGAAGAUGCAACAUCACUCCCAUGAGAAUCCCGAGUUUAUUCCAUACGAGCAUUUAAGAAUCCGCACAAAGAGAUUUCCAUGGGGUGAUGGAGACAAGAGUCUGUUCCACAAUGCUCAUGUAAAUGCUCUUCCCAAUGGCUAUGAAGAAUCAGAACAUUGAAGUUGGUGACCGUUUAUCUGUCAGACCAGUGUUUUGUGGACCCAAAUGGAAUUUAGGGAUCAAGCUUCUGUAGUUACGGCUGUAAAUUCCCUUCUGAGCUCCUGCCACAAUUGUGGUUGUUUUAAAUAAAAUAUGUUCUGUCGACAAGA
Molecule: messenger RNA, 511 nt
Organism: Xenopus laevis (African clawed frog)
Lineage: Eukaryota; Metazoa; Chordata; Amphibia; Anura; Pipidae
Gene: cox6a1.S
Product: cytochrome c oxidase subunit 6A1 S homeolog
Biological process (GO): mitochondrial electron transport, cytochrome c to oxygen; oxidative phosphorylation
Cellular component (GO): mitochondrial inner membrane
Molecular function (GO): enzyme regulator activity
Source: RefSeq, marked provisional